Messenger RNA from Thelazia callipaeda (thelaziosis nematode), 1143 nucleotides. NCBI's taxonomy places the organism in Eukaryota, Metazoa, Nematoda, Chromadorea, Rhabditida, Thelaziidae. The record is from the annotation of a GenBank genome assembly.
AUGGAUCCAAAAAAGCAGUGCUAUUGUAAAAUAAUCUUACUUGAUAAUACCGACCUGAACGUUGUAGUUUCAAAAAAUGCUAUCGGUCAAGAACUGUAUGAUCAAGUAUUCUAUGCAUUAGAUUUAGAAGAAAAAGAUUACUUUGGCUUACAAUUUAUGGAUCACUUCCAUGUUCAGCAUUGGUUAGAUCCAAUAAAGCGAAUAACUAAACAAGUUCCAAUUGGACCACCAUAUACUUUUCGAUUUCGAGUCAAAUUUUAUACAUCAGAGCCAAAUAAUUUACGUGAAGAAUUGACUCGGUAUCAGUUCUUCCUGCAGCUAAAGCAUGACAUUCAGUCAGGAAGGUUACAGUGUCCCAAGAAUAUAGCCGUGGAACUUGCUGCAUUUGCACUUCAAUCAGAACUUGGAGAUUACAAUGAAGCAGAACAUACUGCUGCUUUAAUAUCAGAAUUUCGGUUUCAUCCUGAACAAGACGAAGAAAUGGAAAUUGCAAUUUUAGAGAGAUUUAUUACUUGCAGAGGUCAGUCACCAGCUGCAGCUGAAAUUAAUUAUCUAAAUAAAGCAAAAUGGAUUGAACUGUAUGGUGUUGAUAUGCAUACUGUCGAAGGAAAAGAUGGCAAUUUAUAUAGGUUAGGUUUAACACCAACAGGCAUGUUAGUAUUCGAUGGUAAUCAAAAGAUUGGUUUAUUUCUGUGGGAAAAAAUUCAGAAACUUGACUUUAAAAAUCGCAAAAUUACACUUGUUGUAGAGGAAGACGUUGAUCAAACCAGUGGACAAGUACAGCUUCACACUUUUGUAUUCAACUUGUCAUCUCACAAAGCUUGCAAGCAUUUAUGGAAAUGUGCAAUUGAACAUCAUACAUUUUUUCGGCUUAAAUAUCAUAAGCCAAGUUAUGCUAAAACAUCACAAUUAUUCCGUCUAGGUAGCACAUUCCGCUACAGAGGUCGGACAGAGUAUGAAAAUGUACAUAAAGAUGGUGGACGAUUGUCACGUCGUCAGUCGGUCACGUUUGAGAGACGGCCAUCACAACGAUAUGGUCCGAGACAAAGUCUACUGAAUAGAAGAAUCCAAGUGCGCAAUGAUUUCAAGCAACAAGUUGGUUAUAAUUGCCAACUUAUGCUAAUUAUCAUUAAUAUCAUUUAA